AUGAGCCUCAACCUCUCGGCCAAGUGGCGCCAGUGGCGCUGGCAGAUGGAAUUCUACCACACGCCCCUCGAGCUGCGCUACUCCUACCGCCUCCUCUCCCGCAUCUCCGACCACCCCCUCCUCCGCCUUCUCCUCCUCUUCCUCCGCCUCCCGCGCUUCUUCCCCUGCCGCCUCCCGCCCCGGCCCCGCGACAUCAUGGCCUACCCCCGCGAGGCCUACAUGAACCAGCACCACCCGGACGUCUACGAGACCCGCCUCAUCCCCGCCUGGCGCUGGCGCGACACCCUCCAGCGCGCCUUCUACCGCCUCUACGAGACCGUCUGCGCCUACGACGAGCCCCUCACGGGGUACGAGGCCGAGUACAUGUGGCGGCGGAGCGCGGGGUCCGCUUGGGCGCCCGGCAUGCUGCGCGACCCCCGCGACGACGGCUGCGACGACCGCGAGCAGCUCGCCGUCAUGGCCUCCCUCGCCGACGCCCUCACCGACGCCUUCAACUGGCGCCUCGAGCUGGGCCUGCGCCCCGACGGCGAGCUCGUCGAGGGCGGGCCGGGCGCCAGGUUCGUCCCCUACGCGCGCCCGGCGUGGACGGCCGCCGCGCCCAGGCUGCAGAGCAGGCUGGUCCUGCACGACUACGGCGACAGCAGCAUCGCGGGGUCGAGCGAGCCGUUUGACAGGAGGAAUAUACAGGCUUCCGCGGCGGCGCUCAGAACGAUAUGA
Clonostachys solani is the source of this 717-nucleotide messenger RNA. NCBI's taxonomy places the organism in Eukaryota, Fungi, Ascomycota, Sordariomycetes, Hypocreales, Bionectriaceae. The record is from the annotation of a GenBank genome assembly.